GGGUGUGGCUGUGACGUGACACAAUGAACCCCUAUAAAGGUGACUCCGCCCCCAGACAUCUUCUCCUCUUUCUGAGGGAGGGGACAGACAUUUAUCUAUAGAUAAAAUAUAGUAAAAUGAUACAUUAACCCUUCAUCUCCCACAUCCUAUAAAUCUUCCCAUCUCCUCCGGCUCUGGUGUCCAAGGUGAUAGAUUAGUCGCCAUCCAUGAGUCUCAUGAUAGAUUCUACCAGACGUGGCCCCCGUGGAUGUGAUUCCAGGAUCCUGUGGAGUCGCCGUCCUGUUGUGUCCUCCAGCGUGUUCUCUGCUAUAUUGCUGGGUCAUGUGAUUGGUCGUCCAUUCCCUCCUUAUGCUCCUCCCCCCCUUGUUUCCCUUCACCCUCUAUCCUCCCUUUUCCUUCUCUUUUCUUUACGUUUACCUUCUUGUCUUUCUUCUCGUGUUCUCGGUGUUUGUUCUUCUGUAUUUGAUUUUUUGCCGCCAAAGAUUCUGAAAGAUUUUCUGGUAAAUUUCCGAGGACGUCAUCAUAGAGGAGAACUCAUCCGAAAUCAUUGUGACUAUAAUGUCUCCUCAGAUGUUUCCCCAGAUUAUCUCCAGGAAAUGGAUUUUAUUUCUCCAUAGAAUCUGGUGCGGUUUAUCAUCGUCUCCUCUUCUUCCCUUCAGGUUUCUCCAAUCCAGGAUCCUCUGCUGAUAUCUUCUAUAUAAGAGAAUUCUCCUGGAUGACCCAUCAACCAUGGAGAGAGACAGGAACAAGAUGGCCGACAGGAUCAUAAACCUCACCCUACAGAUACUCUUCCGGCUUACUGGAGAGGAUUACACAGUAGUGAAGAAGUCCUCUAGUGGGCGCUGUGGGGCCCCUGUGUGUGAAGGAUGGGGAAGAACCCUGAGCCCAAUCCCGGGGCCCCCACCUCACUCCCUGAUACAUGAGGAAAUGGAUGAACAGAAGAUCCGAGAACUCAUCAACAAGAUGAUGGAGCUGCUGACUGGAGAGGUUCCUAUAAGGUGUCAGGACGUGGCGGUCUAUUUCUCCAUGGAGGAGUGGGAGUAUGUAGAAGGACACAAGGAUCAGUACAAGGAUCAGGUCAUGAUGGAGGAUCAGCAGCCCCUCACAUCACCAGUCAGAUCCAGUAAGAGAACAGCACCAGAGAGGUGUCCCCGUCCUCUUCUUCCACAGGAUGAUCAGGGAGAAGAUCCGAACAAUAUUAAUGCUCCAGAGACAGAUGUGAGCGGUGAUGAGCAGUAUAAGGAGGACAUUCCUACAGGGAAAGAUCGGAUCUAUAUUAAUGCUACAGACAUAAAGGAAGAAGAAGAGACAGAUGUGAGCGAUGAGGAGCAGUAUAAGGAGGACAUUCCUACAGGGAAAGAUCGGAUCUAUAUUAAUACUACAGACUUAGGGGAAGAAGAAGAAACAGAUGGGAGCAGUGAUGAGCAGUAUAAGAAGGACAUUCCUACAGGGAAAGAUCGGAUCUAUAUUAAUGCAACAGACAUAAAGGAAGAAGAAGAGACAGAUGUGAGCGAUGAUGAUCAGUAUAAGGAGGACAUUCCUACAGGGAAAGAUCUAAUCUAUAGUAAUACUACAGACUUAAGUGAAGAAGAAGAAGAGACAGACGUGAGCGGUGAUGAGCAGUAUAUGGAGGACAUUCCUACAGGGAAAGAUCUGAUCUAUAGUAAUACUACAGACCUAAAAGAAGAAGAAGAAGAGACAGACGUGAGCGGUGAUGAGCAGUGUAAGGAGGACAUUCCUACAUGGAAAGAUCUAAUCUAUAGUAAUACUACAGACUUAAGGAAAGAAGAAGAAGAGACAGAUGUGAGCGGUGAUGAGCAGUAUAAGGACAACAUGUCAACAGGGAAAGAUCUGAUCUAUAGUAAUACUACAGAAUUAAUGGAAGAAGAAGAGACAGAUGUGAGCGAUGAUGAGCAGUAUAAGGAGGACAUACCUACAGGUAACUGCCCAGAUUCUUGUACCAGGAGAUCAGAGGAGAAUCUUAUAUCUUCAGAUUAUAAAGCAGAUGAUGAUAUCACACAAGAUACAUAUGAAGAACAUUCCAUUAUCCCAGAUACACCCUCAGCCCUUCACAGCCAAGAUCUGUCAUCUCAUCCUUAUAUACAGGUCCUGUCUUCUCACUCAUCACAGGAUGUUCAGCAAAAUAAAAGUGAUAGAAGGAAUGCUGUACAUCAACGAGCUCAUACAGGAAGGAAACCAUUUUCAUGCUCAGAAUGUGGGAAAUGUUUUAUUCACAAAUCACGUCUUAUUAGACAUCAAAGAACUCACACAGGGGAGAAGCCAUUUUCAUGUUUAGAAUGUGGGAAAUGUUUUCCUUUUAAAUCAGGUCUUGUUGUACAUGAAAGAAAUCACACAGGAGAAAAGCCAUUUUCAUGUUCAGUAUGUGGGAAAUGUUUUUCUCAGAAAUCAGACCUUGUUGUACAUCAGAGAACUCACACAGGGGAUAAGCCAUAUUCAUGUUCAGAAUGUGGGAAAUGUUUUACUCGGAAAUCACAUCUUAUUUAUCAUCAAAGAACUCACACAGGAGAGAAGCCAUUUUCAUGCUCAGAAUGUGGGAAAUGUUUUCCUUUUAAAUCACAUCUUGUUAUGCAUCAAAGAACUCACACAGGAGAGAAGCCAUUUUCAUGUUCAGAAUGUGGAAAAUGUUUUACUGUGAAGUCACAUCUUGUUAAACAUCAAAGAACUCACACAGGGGAGACAACAUUUUCAUGUGCAGAAUGUGGGAAAUGUUUAAUUGAUCAAUCAAGUCUUGUUCAACAUGAAAGAACUCACACAGGAGAGAAGCCAUUUUCAUGUUCAGAAUGUGGAAAAUGUUUUACUGCGAAGUCACAUCUUGUUCUACAUCAAAGAACUCACACAGGGGAGAAACCAUUUUCAUGUGCAGAAUGUGGGAAAUGUUUCUCUCAAAAAUCAAGUCUUGUUCAACAUGAAAGAACUCACACAGGAGAGAAGCCAUCUUCAUGUUCAAAAUGUGGAAAAUGUUUUACUCAGAAAUCAUAUCUUGUUACACAUCAAAGAAUUCACACAGGGGAGAAACCAUUUUCAUGUGCAGAGUGUGGGAAAUGUUUUAAUGUGAAAUUAAGUCUUCUUCAACAUCAAAGAACUCACACAGGGGAGAAGCCAUUUUCAUGCUCAGAAUGUGGGAAAUGUUUUACUAAGAAAUCACUUCUUGUUCUACAUCAAAGAACUCACACAGGAGAGAAGCCAUUUUUAUGUUCAGAAUGUGGGAAAUGUUUUUCUGACAAAUCAGAUCUUGUUAAACAUCAAAGAACUCACACAGGGGAGAAGCCAUUUUCAUGCUCAGAAUGUGGGAAAUGUUUUACUAACAAAUCAGUUCUUGUUAAACAUCAAAGAACUCACACAGGGGAGAAGCCAUUUUCAUGCUCAGAAUGUGGAAAAUGUUUUACUGAGAAAUCAAGUCUUGUGCAACAUCAAAGAACUCACGAAGGGGAGAAACUAUUUUCAUGUUCAGAAUGUAGAAAGUGUUUUAAUGUGAAAUCAAGUCUUCUUAGACAUCAACGAGCUCAUACAGGAAAGAAACCAUAUUCAUGCUCAGAAUGUGGGAAAUGUUUUACUUUUAAAACAGGUCUGGUUGUACAUCAAAGAACUCACAAAAGAGAGAAGCCGUUUUCAUGUUCAGGAUGUGGAAAAUAUUUUACUCAGCAAUCACAUCUUGUUACACAUCGAAGAACUCACACAGGGGAGAAGCCAUUUUCAUGCUCAGAAUGUAGAAAAUGUUUUACUCAGCAAUCACAUCUUGUUACACAUCGAAGAAUUCAUACAGGGGAGAAGCCAUUUUCAUGUUCAGAAUGUGGGAAAUGUUUUACUCAGCAAUCAGAUCGUAUUAAACAUCAAAGAACUCACACAGGGGAGAAGCCAUUUUCAUGUUCAGAGUGUGGGAAAUGUUUUACUCAGCAAUCAGCUCUUGUUAAACAUCAAAGAACUCACACAGGGGAGAAGCCAUUUUCAUGUGCAGAGUGUGGGAAAUGUUUUGCUCAGCAAUCAGAUGUUGUUAAACAUCAAAGAACUCACACAGGCGUGAAGCCAUUUUCAUGUUCAGAAUGUGGGAAAUGUUUUACUGACAAAUCAAGUCUUGUUAGACAUCUAAGAAUUCACACAGGGGAGAAACCAUAUUCAUGCUCCGAAUGUGGGAAAUAUUGUACACAGAAAUCAAAUCUUAUUCAACAUCAAAGAACUCACACAGGAGAGAAGCAAUUUUCGUGUUCAGAAUGUGGAAAAUGUUUUACUCGUCAGCCAAGUCUUAUUGGACAUCAAAGAACUCACACAGGGGAGAAGCCAUUUUCAUGUUCAGAAUGUGGAAACUGUUAUACUUUUAAAUCAGAUCUUGUGAUACAUCAAAGAACUCACACAGGAGAGAAGCCAUUUUCAUGUUCAGAAUGUGGAAAAUGUUUUACUCGUCAGCCAAGUCUUAUUGGACAUCAAAGAACUCACACAGGGGAGAAGCCAUUUUCAUGUUCAGAAUGUGGAAACUGUUAUACUUUUAAAUCAGAUCUUGUGAUACAUCAAAGAACUCACACAGGAGAGAAGCCAUUUUCAUGUUCAGAAUGUGGAAAAUGUUUUACUCGUCAGCCAAGUCUUAUUGGACAUCAAAGAACUCACACAGGGGAGAGGCCAUUUUCAUGUUCAGAAUGUGGAAACUGUUAUACUUUUAAAUCAGAUCUUGUGAUACAUCAAAGAACUCACACAGGAGAGAAGCCAUUUUCAUGCUCAGAAUGUGGGAAAUGCUUUACUGGGAAAACAAAUCUUGCUCAACAUAAAAAAACUCACACAGGGGAGAAGCCAUUUUCAUGUUCAGAAUGUGGAAAAUGCUUUAUUAGGAAAUCAUAUCUUGUUAAACAUCAGAGAACUCACACUGGGGAGAAGCCAUUUUUAUGUUCAGAAUGUGGGAAAUGUUUCUCUCAAAAAUCAAGUCUUCUUCAACAUCAAAGAAGUCACACAGAGGAGAAGCCAUUUUCAUGUGCAGAAUGUGGGAAAUGUUUCUCUCACAAAUCAAAUCUUCUUCAACAUCAUCAAAGAAGUCACACAAAGGAGAAGCCAUUUUCAUGUGCAGAGUGUGGGAAAUGUUUUACUCAGAAAUCAGACCUUGUUGUACAUCAAAGAACUCACACAGGAGAGAAGCCAUUUUCAUGCUCCGAAUGUGGAAAAUGUUUUGCUGAUAAAUCCCAUCUUAUCAGACAUCGAAGAAUUCACACAGGGAAGAAGCCAAUUUAGAGCAAUAUAUAUCAACAAGAAAUGAAGUCUUGUUUAUCAUCAAAAAACACAAGGGAGAAGCCAUUUCCAGGUUCUGAAUGUGGAAAAUGACGCAGAUAUCACAUCUAUAUAUUAACCAUGUACAUAGGAUAUCUGACAUUUAUAUAUAUCUUAUGCUGCAGGGGUCUCAAAUUGGCGGCCCUCCAGAUGUUGCAAAACUUCAACUCCCAGCAUGCCUGUGAGGGGAGUCAGCUUGUUAUAGGUUUUUAUAUAACCUUUUAUAAUAAUCCUUUAUAUGAUUAUACGCCAUUUUGUAUAUCAUCAGCCAUGUUGUCUAUAGUCCACCAUCUUGUCUAUGUUCCUUCAUUAUGAACUGAGUGUGAACUUUACCAGAAUUAUAACCAGGAAACUUGUAAACAAGAACCACAACUGCUGAGCGUACAGAAAACUCCAAGGCUACUGAGUCUGAAGAUGUUCACACUUCCCGUCCUUCCUACUUAGAGAUAAGACGUCUGUUUGUAACCAGGUAUCAUUGGGCAGUUUGCCGUCCUUUCAUCUUUGCCUAUAAGAAUUCUGCUGUAUGUAGUAAAUGUCAGAAGACGCUGUAUACAGAUCCCAGUCUGUGUCAUUUCUUCCAAUCUAUCAGGCCUGAUUGAUAAAACAUUUCCAAUUUGGCCUCGAACAGCAAAUGUACCUGAAGGAAUUGGUUAAAUUCCUUAACAUGGCCGACAACGGUUAUCUGCAGCCAAUGGCUGUCCGGGCAUGUCCUGGCAUGCUGGGAGUUAAAGUUAUACAACAUCUGGAGGGCCACCAGUUUGAGAC
This is a messenger RNA of Hyla sarda, 6033 nucleotides long. RefSeq names its product oocyte zinc finger protein XlCOF6-like. Gene Ontology annotation, molecular function: DNA-binding transcription factor activity, RNA polymerase II-specific; RNA polymerase II cis-regulatory region sequence-specific DNA binding. The record is from RefSeq and is a predicted model, not a curated record. Gene Ontology annotation, biological process: regulation of transcription by RNA polymerase II. NCBI's taxonomy places the organism in Eukaryota, Metazoa, Chordata, Amphibia, Anura, Hylidae. The coding region runs from base 730 to 5232 and encodes 1500 amino acids. The transcript has 8 exons.